Molecule: messenger RNA, 1203 nt
Organism: Exophiala bonariae
Lineage: Eukaryota; Fungi; Ascomycota; Eurotiomycetes; Chaetothyriales; Herpotrichiellaceae
Exons: 2
Coding region: 1-1203 (400 amino acids)
Source: RefSeq, a predicted model, not a curated record
AUGGGCUCAACAAGCGAGCCCACCGGCCACCAUGCCCUCAUCUUUGGUGCCUCGGGCAUCACAGGGUGGGCCAUUGUCAACACCAUCCUAAACGGCUAUCCUAACUCUUCAGCCUUCUCCAGAGUCACCGCGCUCACCAACAGACCUUUCACGCAAGAAGUUGCGCAAUGGCCAAAAUCGGACAAGUUGAACAUCGUCUCUGGUCUCGAUCUGCUGAAGGGUUCCCAAUCCGAGCUCGCGGCGACUGUGAAGGCGCGAGUCGCCGCAAUUGACACAGUAUCCCAUGUUUACUUUUUCGCAUACAUCAUGGAUGCCGACCCAGCAAAAGAGAUCCAAAUCAAUGUCGAUCUGCUCCAGCGUGCCGUGUCCACCAUAGACAACCUCUCGAAGUCCCUGAAAUUCGUUGUCCUCCCUACGGGCACAAAGGCGUACGGAGUCCACCUCCUCCGUGACGGCUUCCCCCAUGCCAGUAACCUCCCUCUAAAAGAAUCUCACCCUCGCAUUCCGGAGCCGCAUGCUAGUGAAAUGUUCUACUACAACCAACUCGACCUCCUUAAGUCACUCUCGUCAUCCCAACCAUGGACCUAUUGUGAUGUUAUUCCCGACGUAAUCAUUGGCUUUGUUCCCCACAACAACAUCUAUUGCUUACCUCAGGCCCUCGCCCUUUACCUCUCCCUAUACCUCCACAUCAAUGGCGAGGGAGCGAAAGUUGUCUUUCCGGGGACGAUGAAUAGCUGGGAGAACAAGACGAAUGAUUCCAGCCAGGAUCUCAUUGCGAAGUUUGCGAUCCAUGCGAGUUUGCACCCAGAGGUGAGUAGUGGGCAGAGUUUUAAUGUAGCCGACAACUCGAGCCCUUCAACUUGGUCUAGAAAGUGGCCCAUCAUAUGCGACUACUUUGGACUCAAGGGAGUGGCGCCCACCAAUGGCUCCGGCCCGGAUCCUACAGGCUAUGUCUCCGAGAAUCGCAAGAGGUGGUUGGAGCUGGAGAAGAAGCAUGGUCUCCAGCCCGGGAGGGUGGGAAAUGAGAGAAGCUAUGGCGGAUUUCCGUAUUUCAUUAUGACAAUGUUGGAUUUUGAUCGACAGCUGGAUUUGACUAAGAUGCAUGAUGCUUGGGGAAAGGGGGGAAAGGUGGAGGAAAUGGACACGAUGGGGGCGUGGUAUGCGGUGUUUGACAGGUUUAGGAGGGCGAAAAUCAUCCCAUAG